UGGUGCGCUGUGUCCAUUGGACACAGCGGAUCACCGAUCAAUGGAAAGAGACGAAGAUGUCGGCUCGGUCAUGUGAUCAUGUGUGUCCAAUCACAGCUGAUCACAUCUUGAGAGGAUACGAGAGCUGGUAAUCGCCAUUCCUCAGGGGGACAUCUACACUGAUCAUCAGGGCACUGAUGAUCAGUGUGUCCUGAUGAUCAGUGUAGCCCCAGCAAUGCCACCUGUCAGUGUCCAUCAAAGCCACCUGUUAGUGCUUAUCAAUGCCACCUGCCAGUGCCCAUCAGUGCCACAUCAAUGCCACAUAUCAGUGCCUACCAGUGCACAUCAAUGCCACAUAUCAGUGCCCAUCUGAGCUGCCUUUCAGUAUCACCUAUCAGUGCCAUCUAUCAGUGCCGCCUAUCAGUGCCAUAUAUGAGUGCUGCCUUUCAGUGCCCAUCAGUGACGCCUGUCAAUGCCCAUCAGUGCAGCCUAUCAGUGCCCAUCAC
This is a messenger RNA of Staurois parvus, 485 nucleotides long. NCBI's taxonomy places the organism in Eukaryota, Metazoa, Chordata, Amphibia, Anura, Ranidae. The record is from the annotation of a GenBank genome assembly.